Messenger RNA from Oncorhynchus masou masou (cherry salmon), 2450 nucleotides. It is a transcript of the gene nme6, whose product is annotated as NME/NM23 nucleoside diphosphate kinase 6. Gene Ontology annotation, cellular component: mitochondrion. Gene Ontology annotation, biological process: negative regulation of cell growth; negative regulation of mitotic nuclear division; CTP biosynthetic process. NCBI's taxonomy places the organism in Eukaryota, Metazoa, Chordata, Actinopteri, Salmoniformes, Salmonidae. The record is from RefSeq and is a predicted model, not a curated record. The coding region runs from base 346 to 894 and encodes 182 amino acids. Gene Ontology annotation, molecular function: nucleoside diphosphate kinase activity. The transcript is spliced from 7 exons.
GCAGUGGUAGAAAAUGUGUUUCCCAUGUUUUUUCCCUGCCUUUUCUCAAUAAAAUCGAGUCAAGGAAGAAAUUGACGGCUUUGCAGCCGGGGUGGAGAAUGUUUUAUGUACGAACCGGUCCACCGGUCCACGGGUGUUCAGCCGGCUGCAUGCAGUCCCUUUAAGAUGAAGGUAAAAUGAAACGACUCAAUAUCGCCAUCUGACGACAUUUGGGCUACUGUAUAAUGUGUCAAAUACGCGGAACAUUAAACACGUGGAACCUAAAAAUUAGGGUUGAGAAAUUUGGGGACUCUUUAAGAGCGGAUCAGAUCUUUUACUUUCCUGCUAAAUGUAGACUGUCAAGGCAUGUUAAUAACCACACGUCGCUGUGCGAAAGCACUGCAGCUCACCCUCGCGGUGAUCAAGCCCGAUGCAGUGGCGCAUCCUGUCAUCUUGGAGGCCCUUCACCAGAGAAUCCUAGAGAACAACUUCAUCAUUGUCAGGUCCAAAGACCUGGUGUGGAGGAGACAGGACUCUGAGAAGUUCUACUCUGAACAUGCAGGACGGUUCUUCUACCAAAGACUGGUUGAGUUCAUGUCCAGUGGUCCGAUGCGGGCCUACGUCCUGGCUAGAGAGGACGCCAUAACCCACUGGAGAGAACUGAUGGGUCCUACCAAGGUGUUCAGGGCCCGCUAUACCUCUCCCUUAUCCAUCAGAGCCCAAUACGGACUCACUGACACCAGGAAUACCACACACGGCUCUGAUUCGUCGGAGUCGGCGCGGAGGGAGAUCAGUUUCUUCUUCCCAGACUUCAGUCAGGAGACGUGGAUGGAGAGAGAGGAGCUGAGGUUCAGGAAGGGACGCAUGGAGUACAACCAGAAGAAACAGAUACACACGUUACCAGUUCACAGCUAACUGCUGAUCUCAGUACACAUUUAAACAAAUACUUGACUGGACCAGGUGCCUGCGUUCAUAAAAUGUCUCAGUAAGAGUGUACAGUAUAUAACAGAACCAGUCAAAAGUUUGGACACACCUUCUCGCUCAAGGGUUUUUAUUUGUACUAUUGUCUACAUUGUAGAAUAAUAGUGAAGACAUCAAGACUAUGAAAUAACACAUAUGGUAUCAUGUGGUAUCCAAAUAAAAGUGUUAAACAAAUCAAAAUAUAUUUUAUAUUUGAGAAUUUUCAAAGUAGCCACCCUUUUGCCUUGAUGACAGCUUUGUACACGCUUGGCAUUCUCUCAACCAGCUUCACCUGGAAUGCUUUCCCAUCAAUGUUGAAGGAGUUCCCACAUAUGUUGAGCACUUGUUGGCUGCUUUUCCUCCACUCAAUUCAACCAUGAUGGCCUGAUUCACGCAGUCUCCUCAGAACAGUUGAGGUUGAGAUGUGUCUGUUACUUGAACUCUGGGAAGCAUUUUCUGAGGCCGGUAACUCUAAUGAACUUAUCCUCUGCAGCAGAAGUAACUCUGGGUCUUCCUUUCCUGUGGCGGUCCUCAGGAGAGCCAGUUUCAUCAUAGCGCUUGAUGGUUUUUGCGACUGCACUUGAAGAAACUUUAAAAGUUUUAGAAAUUUUCCGGAUUGACUGACCUUCAUGUCUUAAGGUAAUGAUGGACUGUCAUUUCUCUUUGCUUAUUUGAGCUGUUCUUUCCAUAAUAUGGACUUGGUCUUUUACCAAAUAGGGCUAUCUUCUGUAUACCACCCCUACCAUGUCACAACACAACUGAUUGGCUCAAACUCAUUAAGAAGGAAAGAAAUUCCACAGAUGAACUUUUAACAAGGCACACCAGUUAAUUGAAAUGCAUUCCAGGUGACUACCUCAUGAAGCUGGUUGAGAGAAUGUCAAGGGAGUGCAAAGCUGUCAUCAAGGCAAAGGGUGGCUACUUUGAAGAAUCUCAUAUAAAAUAUUUUUUUGGGUUACUACAUGAUUCCAUGUGUUAUUCAUAGUUUUGUCGUCUUCACUAUUAUUCUACAAUAUAGAAAAUAGUAAAUAUAAAGAUGUACUUUAUGCACCAUGGACAAUAUUCCAAUCACAAUUGUCUGCAGUUGAUACUACGUAAAUAAUGCAACGUCUAUGACUUUAAAAAAGGAAAUGAAACCACAAAACACUCGCACGUCAUGUUUUAUUGUCAGCACAAAUGUACACUGUGCAUAUCGAUAAACAUGAACUAAAGAGCCAAAACGACCUGACGAAGGUCUGUUACUUUAGAAUGUACAAAUAGACCGUAUACUUACUGAGGCGGUUUACCAUUGAAUAGAAAAACGCAAUUGAAAACUGCUGUGUUCGUAUGCUGUGACCUGUGACCCUCGUUUCCCCUUUUCAGAUUCAAUAUUCAAACCAGGGAAAUCCUAAGCCAUUGCCAACUGCUUUCAUUGUACAUUUUUCAAUUUGAAUUGGAGAUGUGUUUAAAUUUACUCUUUCCCCCUGCUCUUUACCCACUCCCCCCCCCCCUGCUCUCUACCCACUCUCCCCCCC